Messenger RNA from Anolis sagrei ordinatus, 2149 nucleotides. It is a transcript of the gene KLKB1, whose product is annotated as kallikrein B1. Gene Ontology annotation, biological process: proteolysis. The record is from RefSeq and is a predicted model, not a curated record. Gene Ontology annotation, cellular component: extracellular region. Lineage: Eukaryota; Metazoa; Chordata; Lepidosauria; Squamata; Anolidae. Gene Ontology annotation, molecular function: protein binding; serine-type endopeptidase activity.
UGACAUGGAAUGAGAAUGUGUUUUUCUUCCUGUGUAAUACACCUCCCCCUCCCCUUUACGUCAAUUUUUUUGGCACAAACACAUUGCCUCAAUUCAGGCAGGAGAAUAACAACGGGCACUGCAAUCCUCUCCAGGAUGCCUUGGAUUUCUCAAGCUUUUUAUUACAUUGCAUUGUUUUCCUCAGUACAUAGUGAAUGUGUUUCUCGGAUCUAUGAAAAUACAGUUUUCAGUGGAGGAGCUAUUUCUAAGGUUUAUACACCAGAUUUUGAGCACUGUCGGAUUGUAUGCACAUAUCAUCCACGAUGUCUUUUUUUCACCUAUCUUCCAGGAAGCUGGGUAGAACCUUCUCUAAGGUUUGCCUGCUUUUUGAGAGAUAGUGACACUCUUACGUUGCCAAAGGAAUCUAUGGAAGGUGCAAUCUCUGGACAUUCCCGGAAACAGUGCUCUCGAGUCACUGCUUGCAAUAAGGAUAUUUAUGAAGGACUGAACAUGGUGGGAGACAGUUACAAUGCAACAACUGCUGACAGUUUUGAACAGUGCCAAAAACGAUGCACCAAAGAGGCCCACUGUUACUUUUUCACAUAUGCCACGGCAUCAUUUCAUCAAGCAGACCUACGUCAUCAAUGCUACUUGAAAUAUAGUAGCACAGGAACGCCAACCCAGAUAAAGCAGCUUGAAGGUGUUAUAUCUGGAUUUUCAUUAAAACCCUGUCAACGAUUUGAUCAAGAUUGUCGGCGGGAGAUUUUUCAGCAACAAGCAUUUUCUGGAGUUACCCUUGCAAAGGUUUUGACACCGGAUGUCUUUGUAUGUAGAAUGACUUGUACUUACCAUCCAAACUGUUUGUUUUUUACGUUCUACAACCAUGAAUGGCGUGUGAGCAGUGAAAGGUAUACUUGUGUAAUGAUGACAUCAAGAAGUGGAACACCAGAUGUAUUUGAAGGAGUGGAAAAUACUCAGUCAGGUUACAGUCUCCAAAGCUGUAAAAUGGCUACACCAGCUUGUCAUUCCCCUACUUUUUCUGAUUUAAAUUUUCUGGGAACGGAAUUGAGUGAGGAAUAUGUCAACGGACACCAGGCAUGUCAACAGCUUUGUACAGACACCAUCCGCUGCCAGUUUUUUACUUACAAUUCUGACAAAGCUCUGUGCAACCAAGAAGGGAAAUGUAAAUGCUAUUUAAAAAUGUCCACCAAUGGGUCUCCUUACAGUAUUAUGCCUGCGAAUGGAAAGGUUUCUGGUUAUACUUUAAGACUGUGUCAAACUAAAAUCACUCCAGUAUGUGUACUGGAAUCUGGUGCAACUGGAAGAAUUGUUGGAGGAGAAAAUGCUUCUUUAGCUGAAUGGCCUUGGCAAGUCAGUUUACACGUGAAGCUAUCUACUCAAAGUCAUAUUUGUGGUGGUUCCAUUAUCAGUGACCGAUGGAUUUUGACAGCUGCCCAUUGCACAGAGGACCUUCAAGUUCCUGAAAUUUGGCGUAUUUAUGCUGGCAUUUUGAGACAAUCAGAAAUAAAACAAGAUACUUCUGUUUUCAAAGUCCAAGAAAUUAUAGUUCAUUCUAAGUAUAGGAUUUCAGAAGCGGGAUAUGACAUUGCAUUACUGAAACUUGACCGACCUAUGAACUUCAGUGUCUUACAGCAACCUCUGUGCUUGCCGACUGAAGAAAUGAACACAAAGUACACCGAGUGCUGGGUGACUGGAUGGGGUUACACAAAAGAGAGAGGUCAAGUACAUGACAUACUACAAAAACUCAAGAUCCCCCUAAUAUCAAAUCAAGAAUGCCAGACGCGAUAUCAAAAUCAUAGAAUAACUCACAAGAUGCUGUGUGCUGGUUACACAGAAGGUGGAAAGGAUGCUUGUAAGGGAGACUCGGGUGGUCCUCUGUCGUGUAAAUACCAGAACAAGUGGUAUUUGGCUGGCAUUACAAGCUGGGGUGAGGGGUGUGCUCGCCCAGGACAACCAGGCGUUUACACAAACGUGGCAGAGUAUAAUGACUGGAUUCUAGAAAAAACCUCAUAAUUCUUAGUGAUGUUCUGUGACAAGGAAUGGACUGACCAUGGUAAAUUUCAUCUCAAUGUCAGUUUCAAACUUGUUCAUUCCUCAACCCAUUCUGUCUCAUUUUCUACAUUAAAUCUGCCAUUUUAAAAAAUGAAAA